AUGGGGACGACAGCGUCGGUGGCGGCGGACACUGUCAACUACGUAGCAGAUAAGAAGGUUACGACAGGAACUGUACAGGUUAAAGUAAUUUAUAAGAAAAAAAGCAUAGUUUUAGAACUCUUUGUGUUACCUAGCGAUAGUGAUACACCGAUUGUAGGACGUCAAUGGCUACGUCACCUAGGUAUGAUUCAGGUAAACGGGGAUAAAGAAGGGGUUAAUGUACUCACUAUCCACACGUUAUCCGACAUCAGUAUGUCAGACUUGUUAAGGGAGUUUGAUUCCGUGUUCUCAGGCAAACUUGGUACUUAUAGAGGCGGCAAAUUGUUACCCUUAAAGCCCAAUGCAGUGCCAGUUUUCUACAAGCCGAGACCAGUACCGUUCGCUAUGCGCAAACCGUUAGAUAAGGAGCUAGAAAGAUUAAUUCGCGAGAACAUUAUUGAACCAAUCAAUAGUUCAGACUGGGUAACUCCUAUUGUCCCAGUAAUUAAGUCAAAUGGAGAGAUAAGAGUAUGCGGAGAUUACUCAAUCUCGGUUAAUGGAGAGUUAAUUGUAGUUAGGCACCCGAUUCCAAAGGUAGCAGAUUUAUUGAGUAAAUUGCUAGGGGGAGUUAUUUUUUCUAAGGUUGAUUUAGCGCACGCUUACCAACAGUUCGAGUUGGAUGAGGCGUCAAAAAAUCUAACUACAAUCUCAACUCACAAGGGACUUUUUAGGUACAACAGGCUAAGUUACGGUAUCGCGUCUGCACCGGGUUUAUUUCAAAAAGAAAUGGAAAAACUACUAGAUAGCGUUAAAGAAACCGGACUAACAGUGAAAUUAGAAAAGUGUCAGUUUAGUGAGCAGAAAAUACAGUCUUUAGGCUACGAAUUAGAUUCAAAAGGGUUACAUGUGUCUGAAAGUAAAAUCAAGGCAAUUUUAAAAAUGGAGGCACCUACAAAAGUAGCGGAAUUAAAGUCGUUUUUAGGAGCAAUACUACGCGAAAUUCAUUAA
Messenger RNA from Nasonia vitripennis (jewel wasp), 987 nucleotides. RefSeq lists its product as uncharacterized. The transcript has 3 exons. Lineage: Eukaryota; Metazoa; Arthropoda; Insecta; Hymenoptera; Pteromalidae. Bases 1 to 987 code for a protein of 328 amino acids. The record is from RefSeq and is a predicted model, not a curated record.